Stereum hirsutum FP-91666 SS1 is the source of this 240-nucleotide messenger RNA. Its product is annotated as Ac-type transposase. Lineage: Eukaryota; Fungi; Basidiomycota; Agaricomycetes; Russulales; Stereaceae. The record is from RefSeq and is a predicted model, not a curated record. The annotation marks the transcript as partial. The transcript has a single exon. Gene Ontology annotation, molecular function: protein dimerization activity.
CAGAAGCACAGCGUUGACUUUCCUGUUCUCUCGCUCAUCGCACGGGAUAUUCUGGCGAUCCCUGGUGUUAGUGUGGCGGUUGAGCGUUUGUUCUCGCAUUGCCGCCAAACGAUGACGGAAUUGCGCUCUUCCAUGGCGUCGGAAACAGCUGCCAAGGCCGUUGUCUCAAAGGAUUUGCUGAAGGAGGGUGUCGGAAAAGAGUUGGAUUAUCUUGACGGACAUGGUAUUUGGAACGAAUAG